AUAAAAGUUAUAGUGAAAAUUUUAAUAAAAGUUAUUUUGAAAUUAAGAACCAUUCGUGAAAGUAACUUGCGUCCAUUUCGUUGUGUUUGCAAUAAGACUUCACGAUGGCUAAAGUUCCCAUUUUGGUUGUGUUGCUGCUGCAACUACUUUGCACGUUGUUAGAAGUAUCCGGACAACAAUCUCCAUGUCUUGAAUACUUCACAUAUAUAUUCGAUCCUGCGACGAAUCAAGUGAUGGGUCAGAUCCAAAUCCCAUCCCCGCCAAAAAACGUCGAACUUUAUUUGAAAGUGACAUUAAGCAUCGCUGUUGAGUUACCCACGAACUAUGUCGGUAUAUUGAAAGUGGCGCAAUCGAAAAACAAAUUAGUGGAUCAAACGGAUAAACCUUUGUUGUAUCACAUUUAUUUUCCUUUGCCUCAACCGAUACCACAACUAACCGGAAUAUGGUUUAACAAUCAACAAUAUUGUUCAGGUCCUCACACAACGGGAGAAGUCGUGACUUCCAUUACGCUGGAUCACACUUUGUAUCUGUCUUCUGUGUUGCCGAACUCACAGAAUUCCUAUGAUUCGUCGCAGCAAAAUCUGAACACAAAUUUCCAAUCCAAUAUCUCUUUGUCGACUCCGCAGCCGACAGUUCCAGUUUAUACGUCAACGUCACAUACACCUCUCACUCAACGUCCGAUCACUUCCUCCGAGAUCAACAAAAAUCCACUUUUAAAGCCACAGUCACCUGUUCAACCUGAUCAACAAAGUUCCGAGUGCGGUAUCAGCAGUCCGCCAAUCAUCUACAAUUCUUUAAGCUCCAAUGACAUGAAGACGUCACGGGGUCAGUGGCCGUGGUUAGUGGCGAUCUUUCACUUCAGAACCAAAUAUGAAUUGUUAUGUGUCGGCUCCAUUCUAUCUAAAAAACACGUUAUAACAGCGGCAAGCUGCCUUAAGACGACCGAAAGCUUCUCUCCCGAUGCAUUGAUGGCAUCUUUCGGAAAAUAUCUGCUUAAUCAGAAUGAAACAGGAACCGAAUAUAGAGAGAUUGCGUACUUUACGUUCCAUCCUGAUUUCAAUUCCUCAAGCACUAGUGGUGACGCCGAUUUGGCGAUUCUGACAAUGAAGACUCCCGUCGAGUUUAGCCCUACGAUCAGACCUAUUUGUAUGUGGUAUACCUCGGUCGAUCUGCAGAAAAUCGUCGACAAGACAGGAUAUAUCGUAUGGUGGAAGGAACCUUUUACCGAGGAACCCCGAAUGUUAAAGGCGCCAAUAGUGAGUCAGGAGACAUGUCUUUCGAGUCACCUGCAGUUCUCCAGCUUGACUUCGAAUCGCACUUUUUGUGCUGGUAUGCGAGACGGCAACGGUCCAUGCUUUGGAAGUGGUGGAAGCGGAUUAAUGCUUUACGAUCCUGACACGCAGCGUUAUCAAAUGCGCGGCAUCCUUUCGCGGACUGUGAGAGAGCCCACGAAUUUCUGCCAUGGCAGGCACUACUUUGUCUUCGUUGACGUAGCCAAAUAUGUAUCCUGGAUUUACCCGCAGAUCUCUACUGAAUAACAAUAUUACCAAGAAGGCACAAUUUAUCUCUAAGUUUCUUAGAGUGAAAUCUAACUCCAAACGAGUGAAUAUUCACUCCAAGUAGUAGUGAAAAUACUGCCACUCGUAAUUAGUGAACAUUUACUUUUCACAAAAGUGAAUUGUUUAACUCUGAACGUAAAGUGAAUGUGUCACUCGGUUCGAAGUGAAUAAUUCACUCAAUCAGAGUGAAGUCAUCACUUUCGUCGAGUUAUUUUUCUCUCAAUUACGAGUGAACAGAACUUCAGUCUUAGGAAGUGAGAUUUUAAGCCGUCUUUCACUAGUAAUAAGAUAAUACGUUACGUAUGACGUGAAGCUUCAAUUAGUUGAAAUGAGAAACAAUCAUUGCUUUUUACUUGAAUUAAACGAAGCUGAACAUCGCACACAGUUACUUAUUGUCGGUGUAAAAACCGAUUAAUCUCCUUUUUCCUUAUUUCCUAUGACAUCAAUCCUAUGUGGUUUUCUUGCCUAAAUUUUCCUAUUUUAUUUAGAUUUUGUCUCACAAA
Camponotus floridanus (Florida carpenter ant) is the source of this 2062-nucleotide messenger RNA. RefSeq names its product serine protease gd. The transcript has 5 exons. Gene Ontology annotation, biological process: proteolysis. Bases 105 to 1538 code for a protein of 477 amino acids. Gene Ontology annotation, molecular function: serine-type endopeptidase activity. The record is from RefSeq and is a predicted model, not a curated record. NCBI's taxonomy places the organism in Eukaryota, Metazoa, Arthropoda, Insecta, Hymenoptera, Formicidae.